Messenger RNA from Lycium ferocissimum, 1125 nucleotides. RefSeq names its product THO complex subunit 4B. Lineage: Eukaryota; Viridiplantae; Streptophyta; Magnoliopsida; Solanales; Solanaceae. The transcript is spliced from 5 exons. Gene Ontology annotation, cellular component: nucleus. Gene Ontology annotation, biological process: mRNA export from nucleus. The record is from RefSeq and is a predicted model, not a curated record. Bases 112 to 864 code for a protein of 250 amino acids. Gene Ontology annotation, molecular function: mRNA binding.
UAUACAAGCUUCUAUUCCUCUCUUUCCCUCAAAGGCUCAAACCCUAACCUUUCCACUUCCUCCUUCGUCUUCCCCUCUCAAUUAUCAUAAUAUUACAAAAAAAAAAAAAAAAUGGCAGAAGCAGCUUUGGACAUGAGUUUGGACGAUCUCAUCAAGAAGAAUAAAACCAACAGUACCGCAAAUAAACCUCGCGGCAGAGGUCGCGGCGCAGCCUCCACUUCCGGUCCCACUCGCCGUUUCCUCAAUCGCUCUGCUAAUCGAUCUGCACCUUAUUCCACCUCCAAGGCUCCUGUGGCGGCGUGGAAUCAUGAUAUGUUCGCGGCAGAUCAAGCUAUCGCCUUUGGACAAGCCGGUGGUCGGGGUUCUUCUAUAGAGACUGGGACAAAGCUCUACAUCUCAAACCUUGAUUACGGCGUCUCCAAUGAGGAUAUCAAGGAGCUCUUUACAGAAGCUGGUGGCCUGAAACGCUAUGCUAUUCAUUAUGAUAGGAGCGGGAGAUCAAAGGGUACGGCAGAGGUAGUUUUCUCACGCAGACAAGAUGCUAUAGCUGCUGUUAAAAGGUACAACAAUGUUCAGCUCGAUGGGAAGCCAAUGAAGAUUGAAAUUGUUGGAACCAAUAUUGCCGCUCCUACUGCCCCUUUCCCCAAUGUUGCUUUUGGAUUUGGAGAUGCUAAUGGAGUUUCUAGAAGUGGUCAAGCAAGAGGUGGUGGUUUUGGGAGGUCACGAGGUGGUAGAGGACGUGGUCGUGGGUUUCGAGGAGGCAACAGAGGACGGGGAAGAGGAGGCCGUGGAGAAAAGGUAUCUGCAGAAGAUCUAGAUGCUGAUCUGAUGAAAUAUCAUACAGAAGCAAUGGAGACGAACUGAUGGGUCUGGUAGUAAUGUUUGCUUCCACAUCCAUUGCUUAGUGGAGCCAUACCAGAGACUCUCUGUACUUUAGCCUUUUCUUUUCAAGUUGCAAGAUAGGAAGUACUUGUAGGAAGAUUUAAAUCUUAUCUGUAUGGGAACUGAGCUUCUUCUUUAUUUGCUCCCUUGAUUUGGAUUUGCGAUUUGGGUGGAGUGAUUUGUGUAAUCUACUCAACUAUUUAGUUUUUACUUAAGAGGUGGACGAUUAGAUUGGAAAUGCUA